Messenger RNA from Prionailurus viverrinus (fishing cat), 1332 nucleotides. It is a transcript of the gene LCMT1, whose product is annotated as leucine carboxyl methyltransferase 1. NCBI's taxonomy places the organism in Eukaryota, Metazoa, Chordata, Mammalia, Carnivora, Felidae. Gene Ontology annotation, biological process: C-terminal protein methylation. The transcript is spliced from 12 exons. Gene Ontology annotation, molecular function: protein C-terminal leucine carboxyl O-methyltransferase activity. Bases 149 to 1144 code for a protein of 331 amino acids. The record is from RefSeq and is a predicted model, not a curated record. Gene Ontology annotation, cellular component: cytosol.
UUGUGAAGCUCGCUUCCAUGUCCCCGGUGGGCACGGCACCCCGGAACCUCCACACUCAUGGCCGCUAGCCUGAGGAGGCCCUCUUUCUCCGCCUCUUCUUCCUCCUCGGCCGACCCAGACGACGAGGGGGUGCGCGGCACUUGCGAAGAUGCUUCUAUAUGCAAGAGGUGAUUCAACACUUAAGGCCUUGCGGAUCUACUUAAGAAAGCAACAGAGCUCACAAGAAAGGAAACAAACUGAAAGUCUGUUUAGGUUUGCAGUGAGCAUUGGCUACUGGCAUGACCCUUACAUCCAGCAUUUGGUAAGACUGUCUAAGGAGAGGAAGGCCCCUGAAAUUAACAGAGGAUAUUUUGCUCGCGUCCAUGGCGUCAGUCAGCUUAUAAAGGCAUUUCUACGGAAGACAGAAUGUCACUGUCAGAUUCUAAAUCUUGGGGCUGGGAUGGAUACCAUCUUCUGGAGACUAAAGGACGAAGAUCUUCUCCCAAGUAAAUAUUUUGAAGUGGACUUUCCCAUGAUAGUCACGAGAAAGCUGCACAGCAUCAAAUACAAGCCUUUCUUAUUACAACCCAUUAUAGAAUUACAUUCAGAGGACACACUGCAAAUUGAUGGACACCUGUUGGAUUCAAAGAGAUAUGCCAUUAUUGGAGCAGAUCUCCGAGAUUUACCUGAACUCGAAGAGAAGCUAAAGAAAUGUAACAUGAAUCCACAAUUGCCAACACUGCUGAUAACGGAAUGUGUGCUGGUUUACAUGACUCCGGAGCAGUCAGCCAACCUUCUCAAGUGGGCAGCUAACAGUUUUGAGACAGCUAUGUUCAUAAACUACGAACAGGUGAACAUGGACGACCGGUUCGGACAGAUCAUGAUCGAAAACCUGCAGAGGCGACAGUGUGACCUGGCGGGAGUGGAGACCUGCAAGUCGUUAGAGUCACAGAAAGAACGGCUCCUGUCGAAUGGGUGGGAAACAGCAUCAGCCGUCAACAUGAUGGAAGUCUACAGCAGAUUGCCUCAAGCUGAAGUGACCAGAAUAGAGUCACUUGAAUUCCUGGAUGAAAUGGAGCUGCUUGAACAGCUCAUGAAACAUUACUGCCUUUGUUGGGCAAGCAAAGGAGGAAGUGAACUAGGUUUGAAGGAAAUCACUUACUAAUCUAUUGGAAGCCCAGGCCGAGCUGGGAGCUGCUGCCACCAACCUUCCCAGAGUGGACUGGCCACGUUUCCUGGGCGGUGGCCAGCCCUGGGCUCGUCCCACACCCUGACAGACCUCACUUCCCAGGGCUGUCGCACCACCUGCUGUGCCCGUUGGCUUACCGUUUAAAUAAAUCUCUGUUGCCAAUU